GCCGUAAUGUCGCUGCUGCCCCGCCCGGGAGGCAAGGUGCCCCCUUCAGGCUCCAAGAAGUCUUCAGGUGGCUCACCUUCUAAUGGGUGGGUUGAUGGCGGCAACGUCGCCGACAGUCGUCGGAUUCCACCUUACGACGCCACCAAGGACAAACAUGGCGGGCUGGCCCCGAAAAUCUCACCUUCCAAAUCGAGUCCAUCAAAGAAGGGCCACCGACCAACCUCCACAGCGCCAUGUCCCCAUCACAAGCAUUCAGAGUCUGAUGCGUCCAUUGUAAAAGCCCCUGCGCAUCGUGGAAACAUCACGUUCGAAUCGGACAUGCCUGGCAACGGCGGCAUGGAACUCGAGGUGCUCAAAGCGAUCAUUCUGCGAGAAGAUUACUUGACAAGGCUGUUGGACAUGUCAAAGCGAGAGUCGCAGUACACGUUGGUGGGGUCGAUGGCCAACACACUGGACCUGAUUCGGCUGACGACUGUGGAAGUGGUGGAAGCCAUCGCUGCGUGGCGCAAACUCCAGCCAAAGCACAUGCCGUUCAAAUGGAACGGCGUCAACUACCUGCUAAAAGUACCGUCCGACUUGGAUUUUAUGCAAGAGUGCGACGUGAUGGUCCGGUGGCUCGGAUUUUCACUGGAUCGGAACCCGUUUGUCAUGCCAGACAACUUGGACACCCGCGGGCAGGUCUUUGAGCCGAGACGACCUGGCACCCCCACCACGUCGUCGAUCGACGAUCUGUUCCUGUCGGUUGGGGGGCUGCCCGUGGCGGCGGCUCCUGUCCACCCAAUGCCGCCCACCACGGCUGCUGGUAGAAAAGCCAAGACGGCGUAUGAAACGAGAGUUCUCAACGACGAAGACUUGGUUCCCCGACCAAAGCCCGCGGGAUUCCAAGCGUCCCGCCCGCCAACCACCAAGGCCAAAACGACGGUGGUGCUCCCGUCUCAGAUUGGCGACUUGGAUGUGCUGCGGAUUCGGGAAGCGGAAAAGAGUCUUCUGGAGGAAGAAUCUCUCUUUGGACGGUUCAAGCGUGACUUGUACGGACGACUGGUUCCUGAGGCGGUGGCGCUACAGCAAGCCAAGACGGCCAGCAUUCGACAGACUCACGUGACUGCUGGAGUCGUUUCUUCGGCCACCCCUGGCGAAGGAGAAGCUACAUCAUCCACAGCUACGACGUCGUCGCCCCGGCUAACGAGAUCAGCGUCGCCGGCCAACGAAACGAGUGUGCCGUCGAAAGGGAAUGAAAAGCUCACCGGGUCGAUCAAGCAGGCGGGGAUGCUCGCGCCGCCAACCAAGCUCAACAUGCAAGGCCGGAUUCGAAUGCCCAUGAUGCGAUCGCGAGGCGCCAAGAUGGAAGAAGAGCUGGAGAAGACCAUCGUAGCCAACAAAAACCUCGAGGAUCACAUUGCAGGGCUUCGGGACGCCAUAGCCAAGCAGCAACAGUCAGUUACUAUUGUAGCCGAACCUUCCGAUUCACCAAUGCUGCCGAGUGGCGCCAUGGACUCGCCGACGAUAGCCAUGCUCAGACGAGACUUGGACACACAAGUGGUCGAGUUUGAGCGCAAGAAGCGGGAAAUCUAUCGCAAACAAGAAGCGAUGGAAGCGUUCAAGGCCGCGCAAAAGUCGGCCGUCGAGAACGGUCGCGUCGCCGAACUCCUCCGGAAAAAGCAAAUGGACGAAGCGCAGGUCGUCGCGGAAAAGGUCAAACUCGUGCAAAUAUACAAGGCCACGCAUAUUCAAAAGAUCGUCCGCGGCAUCCUCGCGCGCCGCGAGUACAAGGUCAUCCGCAUCAAGUAUACGAUUGCCAGCACGUACAUCGAGGCGUUGGCUCGGGGGUUUCUCGCCCGCCGCCGCGUCUUCAAACUAUUUCAUCGUCGCAAAGCUGCGAUUCAAAUCCAAUGCUUGGCUCGGGGAGUACUGGCUCGAAAUGCCACUCGACUCGAACGGCAUGCCCAGAAACAACGCAAGGCGGCCGUGGUCAUUCAGAAAACGUACCGGGGUCGGCUCGGUCGUCAGCGCAUGCGCAACUUUCGGGCGCUGCACAACGCCAAGCUGCGGCUGAUUUACCUCACAGAACACUUGUGCACGGACGAACUGGUCGAGCUGGGUCGGCUGCUGUGUGCGUACGCCAAGCACCCCGAGAGCAAAUACACAGUCAAGCCAUCGCACGUUGUGCUGGGCUUGAUUCGCAUCUUGAAAAGCACGUGGGGUAGCUGCCUCUCCCCCAAGGACAAACGGAAACACGACCAACCGAUUCAUGAAGUGCGGUGGAUGGAAGGCGGUCAGUUCCUCCGGCGCGCCGGAGCGCUCUUGCGCGCAUUGCACACCUUGGCGACGAGUGCAGGGCGGAUGCUGCUGCCGCUGUCGAGUGAAACACUGGCGUUGAUCCAAGCCUACCGAAACGACAGCCACUUUACACUCCCGCAUUUUGCCACCCAAGGGGCGUUGGCCAAGACGUCGUCCACGCUGUUUCAAUGGAUCCAAGCCCUCGCGACGAUUAGCGACGUGCAGCAUGUGUUUCUGUCGCCGACGCCCGUGCUGGAGCUCAAUUUAGAAGACUAUGCCUACGAAGACCGCGCCGAAUCUAUUGCGUGCGACUUGGAAGACCACCACAGCCAGCGGCAGUUCGUGCCCUUGUCUCUGAUACAAGACUGUCCGAAGCGCCCGCGCCCGCUGCUGAUUGUCUUGGCCCGUGAUGUUCCAGGCUAUGCCAAGCACUUGCUGGUUCAAACCAUCAUGGCAACGUUUCCAGGGCUGUUUCUUCGGAUCAACACCCCCAACGCCAUGCACAUUCAGACAAUCCAGCAAACAUUCGAUGCUGGCUACAGUGUCUUGUAUGAUGCCGACAUUGGCAUCAGCCUCGGCCAACAGCGCAAAUUCCUGGGCCAAUUCUCGAUCAUCGCCAAGGCGUUGCGACCGAGCCCGUUGAGCAUUUUGAUUCAGGGCGAUUUGAGUAAUCGCGCUGGGCUUGGCGAUACCCGUGAGCUAGGGGUGACGGAGGCGGAUUUGAUUGCCAUGGCGGACAAGGACGCCAAGAUUCACGCCCAGUUGGCCGCAGACGGACGCACGGUGCUGACAGACGGCCGCAUGUUUGAUGAAAUGAUUCAGACAAGUUGGGACGACCGACCGCCGUUUGGCUUGGUGUUUGUGAUGGAAGCGAUCUUGAUCUUGCUAACCCCCACCCAACGCUACAACGCCCCAGACACUGCUACCUCUACUGUCACAUGGCGCUUGAGUCGCCGACUCCUCGCCACUCCAGAACUGUUUGCCGACAAGUUGCAAGCUGUCAACAUGACGUGUUUGCCUGUGGACAACAUCAUGGUGCUCAAGGAGUACCUGGAGCAUGCAUCUUGGCCAGCCAUGAACACGAGCCAUGGAAGUCUCAUGCAUCGCUUGGCGCUGUAUACCCAUGCUGUGGUCCGCUUUGCAUUGCACAUCCACGAAGGAGGGGGGUGUGCGGUGCCCAUCUGUCGAUCCAAGCCGCUCCCGGGCCUCUUCAGUAGUGUCAUUACCGUGACCGACCCGUCCACAUUCGACCCCUUGUACAAGGACAUCUCGGCCAAGCUUGCGUGUGCCAUCCUCGAAGACGUCCGCGUCUACCGCGAAUCCAAGAAAAUCAACAAUCAAUUGCACAUUAUCACGCUGUAUCGAGACUGCCACCGCGUGUACGUGAGUUGCUACGACCCUGUGACGUCCAUGCUGUGGAAAGCCGACAUCCCCGAAGCUGACAUGAACAUAUUGCUGGCCCCGAACUCCCUCGAAGUGCUGCAGCAAAAGAAACCCCCUCGCAAUCCCAAAGAGUUGUACAAGAGCGUGGUGGGGUACUGCGCCUUGUCCAAGCCCCGGGGACGAGACCCGUCGAUGCAACUGGAGCUACGGCCUCGCGCCAUGCGUCUGUGUCGGCUGACUCGGAAAAUUCACGGCCACUUUGCCACUAUUACGCUGGCGGAGGUGGCGAUGGGUCAUUUGCAAUUGGACGUACAUGUGCAUGACUCGUUUAGCUCGAAAACGAUUUCGUGGACGGUGCAUGUCAACGACGACGAGUUCCAAAAGCUCAAACUCAAUGCGACGGACCCUGUGGAAUUGGCGGCAUACGAUUCCAUGGACGUUCAGACCAUGUAUCGUUAUGUGCUGGACCGCGUCCACAUCGAGCACCGGCAACUAACGCUUCCAUUUGCCCACCACUUCACCGCUAAAGCCCCCAAGUCCGUCGAGCUGCCAGCAGACCUGAGGGUGCGCAUACGUGAACAUGGAGGAUCGGGGCGGCUGCUUCGACGCCAAGUGGUGUUUACCCCUCGGACGAACAUCAAGUGGAUCCUCAGUGUAUUUGAAAUGACGUGGACGGGUGCGGUGCGGCUGGAGGCAUAUCGUCCCGACACUUGCGCGUCCGUGAAAAUGAUGCUGUCGUCGCGAGAACGACGCGAAGUGCUGUUGUGCAAGCAACGCAAGGCCACGCUACUAAGGAGGGUUCGACCUGUGAUGUCUCCGCUGUGGGUCCAAUCAUUGCUCGACCGAGUAAGCGUGUCCGAUGCCCAUGUCACCCUCGACAGACAACUCGACUGUGUUGUGGUGCAGCUGCCGUAUUUUCCAGACAUGUACUCUGAGGCCGUGGCGAAAUCAAGUCGAUCGGUGCGGGCCAUCUGCCACGUCGACUUGGCCGUGCUGCCAAACGAUAUCUACGGCCUCAACGUCUACGUGUACCUCCCUUUGAUGAGCCACACGCACGUGAUUGGACUCUGCGACGCCGAAGUGCAGACGAUGGUGACGUGGCCGUGGACGUGCGUGGAGUCGGCCGCCGACCGUUUGCAAGCGAUCCGCGCCAUCUUUCUGCUGUGUACUUAUGACACGACCCAGCACGCCGUGCGCUUGGAGAGCGCGGGAUGCUUUGUCAAGUACUCGACUCGUGUGUCCCCCGUCGUCGGGGAGGGGGAAACAAACUCCCCCAAGCCGUCCACGCCCCUUGUUGUGGACAACACCCCCCUCAAUCGACCGAUCACGUCCGACGACUUGGACUUGCUGGCAAACACGGUGUGCAUGUUGGACGGGGAAGGGGGGACGAAGCUGUGCUUGCUCUACGAUGUGGUUACGACACUACACACGGGAUCGUUCCGGUGCAACGGCACGUUGCUCAUGGCGACGCUCACCAUGAAAGCGUACUUAAAGCCAGUGAUCUUGCCCAACAAACCAGGGUUGCCGGACAUUCACACGUCGGUGGAUUCGUUCCUCCUGUCUAUGGAUAUUUACCACCCCGAGAUCAGCCAACAUUGCAUCGUCCACGUCGAUGGCAUGCACGAGCUGCGCGAGGUGACGGGGCCAGACGAAGCCCAUUUGAUUGGAUCCAAGACUGUACCCGAGUGGCUCAACCACGUCAUAACCACGCGAUUGGAUCGGACGGUUCACCCCGACGGCACCUUUACAGCUACGUUGGUGCGGUCGAGACUGUACUCCGAGUACAAAGCGACGCCGAUCAAUUCCAACAUGGACGGCAACACCUUGCACAACAACCACCUGCUCAUCGACAACGUGGACAAGCGCGGGGUAAAAAUCACGUCCAAAGCCAAGCAAAUUCGAGGUCAUGCCGUCAUUUUCACCGCCUUCGAUCUCACAUCACUACCAUCAACCACCACCGACGAAGCAGUUGGCGAUCGAGCGUUGCAUGUGCACAUCCGCAUCGAUGGGUACUUUGCUGCCACGAGCCAAACCCUGUCAGUGUGGGUGCGAGGAGCAACACUUAUGGAAACCAUUGGAUCGGACGUGGUCUUGCUCCAAUGCGGUCAUGAACGGGCGUUGGCCGACCAUUUGAUUGAUUUCAUCGACUUGGAGAUGAUGGCAGGAGGCGAUGAUGCUGGCGGUAAGCCCUCCAUUGGCCGCUUGUUUGUCAAGGAAAGUGUCGUGAGUCCCCCAAGCCCCGCGGUGGUUCCAGUCAUCCUCGACGAGUCGACGGGGAAGAGAGCAGCGACCCCCGCAACUCCCCCCUGUUUGUACAAGACGUUCUGCGCCGUCGCGGGGGAAAAAGUGCUGGUGACGGUGUUGGACACGUCCGAAGCGACCCCCGCACUCCCUCUGCGCGUGACGCUAUACCAGCCGUCGUCGUGCUUGACUACACAGGUGGACGUCCGAAGAAACUUGCUGGAGCAGCUGGUUCCGUUGGAACGCACCAAGUGGACAACCAAGGCAGACAUGCAGACCGCGUUGCGGCAGUUGCUGUCGUAUUUAAGUGUCACUCGAGUGGAAGGCGAGUGUGGCACCACCUUGGCCGUGACAUGGAACGUGCCGGAAAACGAGAUUCAUGGAGCUGAAGUGUAGAGAUUGGCCGUAAUACAACGAAGGCCCAUUGUGGUGUCAUCGACAAUGUAUA
Molecule: messenger RNA, 6349 nt
Organism: Aphanomyces astaci
Lineage: Eukaryota; Oomycota; Saprolegniomycetes; Saprolegniales; Verrucalvaceae
Exons: 29
Coding region: 7-6297 (2096 amino acids)
Biological process (GO): spindle organization; establishment of meiotic spindle localization; mitotic cell cycle
Cellular component (GO): spindle pole
Molecular function (GO): protein binding
Source: RefSeq, a predicted model, not a curated record